Molecule: messenger RNA, 1263 nt
Organism: Camelina sativa (false flax)
Lineage: Eukaryota; Viridiplantae; Streptophyta; Magnoliopsida; Brassicales; Brassicaceae
Source: RefSeq, a predicted model, not a curated record
AUGGACGCGGAGACUAUGGUCGAUGCGGACGUAGGGAACACGGACACCCUGAUUGCAGCCGGACCUGAGGCUGGAGAAAAACAACCGGAUAAUGAUAAGCCGGAGAGUAGCGGAGCUACGGACGUGAAUAGGCAACCGAAUGUUGUACCAUCGUCCCAGGAACAGUGGGAAACGAUGAAGGCCAUGAUGGCACAGCUGGACGUGCUCACAAAGGCGUUGGUACCGGAUCCUGUGGUACCAACGGUACGUAGCAAGAUUGUUGCGGGGACCAUUGGGGUAGGUCCUGGAGAUUCUCCGAGAAAGAGAAAGGACUACCUUGAUGCACUGGAGCAUGUCACGAGGCUAAAGACAAAACAUUUCUCGGGUAGUACGGACCCGAUUGUGGCUGACGAGUGGAGGAGUCGACUUGUAAGGAAUUUCAACUCCACUCGCUGCCCGGAGGAGUAUCAAAAGGACAUUGCUGUCCAUUUCCUGGAAGAGGAAGCCCAUGACUGGUGGGUAUCAGUGGAGAAACGUACAGGUGGUCAAGUCCUAACCUAUGCGGACUUCGAGAUAGAAUUCAACAAGAAAUUCUUUCCCCCGGAGGCUUGGGAUCGACUGGAAAGCGAGUACCUGAACCUGGUACAAGGGGUAAUGACGGUACGCGCGUAUGACGUUGAGUUCAGUCGCCUUAGGCGCUUUGUGGGAAAGGAAAUUGAGGAUGAGAAAGCACAAGUACGUCGCUUUAUCCGUGGACUAAGGGUAGACAUCCGCAACCAUUGCGUGAACGGUGUCUUUAACUCGGUCGUGGAAGUGGUGGAAAGGGCGGCUAUGAUCGAAGCUGGGAUAGAGGAAGAGAAACAGCUCAAACGCGAGAAAGUUUCUUCUCGUUCGACUCACCCAGCCAAAACCACCGACCAAAAGAGGAAGUGGGACAAGGUGGAUAACGCAAGGUCUGAACCCAGGUAUGGGGAGUGCAAGACUUGCGGAAAGUACCAUAGCGGUUCUUGCUGGAAGACCGUGGGUGCAUGCGGACGCUGUGGAAGUAAGGACCAUGAGAUCCGAAACUGUCCAAGGAUGGACAAUGGCAAUGGGCCAAGGACCUGCUACUUAUGCGGGAAGGAGGGACAUUUUAAAAGGGAAUGUCCAAAGCUUGAUCAACGGGGAAACCGUGGUGAGGAAACUUUACCGCCACCACCAAAGAAACAGGCUGUUGCACCACGCGUGUAUGAGCUGUCUGAGGAAACUGCCGAUGGGAACUACAGGGCGAUUACUGGUAUGUAA